Arabidopsis arenosa is the source of this 742-nucleotide messenger RNA. NCBI's taxonomy places the organism in Eukaryota, Viridiplantae, Streptophyta, Magnoliopsida, Brassicales, Brassicaceae. The record is from the annotation of a GenBank genome assembly.
GACUUGGGUUCCAGGUGAUAUUUAUCUCCUUCCUUACAGAGAGUAAAAGAUGGUUGCUUUUUGUGGCUUUUCCUAAUUGUGAUCAUUGUUGUAUCAAACCAUAAUAACGAGGCCUAAGAGGACGCAUUGUGUCAUGGAUGCCAUACCUGCGUCAGCAGUAGAACCUGGAGGAACAGCUCCAACUCAGACAGAACUCGAUAAUUUCGUGUCAUUCAAGUCCCCUUCUGGUCAAAAGGAAGGAGUGCUUGUUCUCAAGAGCAAAGUGCCUAGAUGGGAAGGACAGAGCUGGUGCCUUUACUUCAAUGGGAGGAGAGACAUUGUUGCUUCCGGAAGAAACUUUCAGCUAGUAGCUGCUCCUGAGAACGGACCUGAGGGACUUGAGAAUGGAGACUUGAUUUUCCAGUUUGCGAAAGUCCGCGAAGAUGACAAGGUUCUUCUUGAGGAGAGCAGUAAUGAUGGAGUAGCAUACCAGCAUCAGCGACCAAACCGGCUGAGAAAACCAAAUCCUAGACAGAGACAUGUUGAUCGAGCACAAGGGUUCACUGGAAACCGAAACACACUCUUCCCAUCUUAUUGUUCAUUUCAUUAAUCUGCUCUUUAUGUCGCUUAACUGGUGAUAUACAGUAGCUGAAGUCUUGAUCCGGUUUUCUGCACAAAAGAUUUAUCAAGUGUUUGAAACCCUCUAAGGGAAAUAGAGUAUGUCAUGCUUCCCAAGUUACCUCAAUAUAGAGGUUCUCAAGUU